Carica papaya (papaya) is the source of this 2108-nucleotide messenger RNA. RefSeq lists its product as uncharacterized. Gene Ontology annotation, molecular function: transcription coregulator activity. The record is from RefSeq and is a predicted model, not a curated record. Gene Ontology annotation, biological process: regulation of DNA-templated transcription. Lineage: Eukaryota; Viridiplantae; Streptophyta; Magnoliopsida; Brassicales; Caricaceae.
GUGUCAAUUUUGAUCUCCUCAGCCGCUGCGCUGCUAAAUUGACGUCCCAUUUGCUCAGGUUUUGGCCGGGAAGGUUUCAGUCCAACUUCAUCUCCAUCCGUUCAAACCCCUCCUUUUUAAUUUUUUAGACCCAAAGAAAAAGUUGCAGGCACUUUUUCAUUCCCCAUCUCUCUUCUUCUAUCUAUUAAUAGGAAAAGGAGAAAAAGAAAACAAAAAAAAACAAAAAAACAAAAAAAAAAGAAGCCUGUUCAUGAAUAAAUAUGGUAAACUCGUUGAAUUAUUGAGGAGGAAGAAAGCACUCUCCUCUCUUUUUUUUUUUUUUUUUACCCUCUAUGUUCUGCUCUCUGCCCCAGAAGCAAUGAACUGAAAAGGCAUUCAAUGCGAAACUGGGGAUGCGUAAAAAUUGAAUACACAGCUCAACUAUUUCAUCUUCUGCCACAUAUAUGCGUAUACCAUGUAGAGUAGAGUAGAGCAGCGCUGCUACCGUCUCUCCUCCCCUUUCUCUAUGUGUUUCUCUUGUAGAUUCUUUGUUUCUCGAGAGCUGGAGUUCUGAUUUGGUUUACCGAAGAGGAAGAUGCCGAGGCCUGGGCCAAGACCUUACGAGUGUGUGAGGAGAGCUUGGCACAGCGACAGGCACCAACCCAUUAGAGGUUCCAUCAUUCAGCAGAUUUUCAGGUUCUGGGUUUUCUAUGUUGUUUCGUUUCUUCGUUACGCAGAUUUUGGCUCGGUUUUCAUCAAAUUUUCUUGCAUUUUGUGGUUGCACACCAUGUGUUUGAUUAGGCUCGUCACAGAGUCUCAUAGUGCCGCGACUAAGAAGAAUAGGGAAUGGCAAGAAAAAUUACCUGUUGUUGUCUUGAAAGCCGAGGAAAUUAUGUACUCCAAAGCAAAUUCCGAGGCCGAGUAUAUGAACCUUGAAACUUUAUGGGACCGUGCAAAUGAUGCCAUAAAUACGUAUAUCCGGAGAGAUGAGAGCAAUGAAAGUGGAGAGCUUUUGCCUCCGUGUGUUGAAGCUGCGCUUAAUCUGGGCUGUAUUCCAGUGAGAGCUUCAAGAAGCCAACGACAUGCUAACCCGCGGACGUAUCUCACACCAAGAGCGCAGGAACCUGCUUCUGCAUCUCCUAAGAUUUUGGAUAAAACUGUUAAUGAACGGUGUCUUCAGUUGUCACCACUUAGUGCAGGAGAUCAAUUGAACUAUGCGAGAGAUAUCCCUGCUGUGAAUCCAGCUCUUCCUCUUGCUCAAUCUAAUUUUCAUGCAACGGGUAAUAGUAACUUCGCUUCUCCUUGCAGUUACCCUUUUAUAUACGAGAAUAUCUCUGAAGGCCAUAACCAGAUGAAUGCCCAACUGAAAUUGGGUUCAGUUUAUCCCUUGUAUUAUGGAAGCUAUCAUCAGCCUGAACGGUCCACGGUAGGCUCCCAAGUCCCAGAGCAUAGAAACACUAAGCCUAUAUUUGUAGGCAAGCCAGUUGGUACAGCAGCUGUGGAUCGUGCUGAAACGAGUGGCUUGCAGAACCUUUUUUCAUGUUCUAGUAGUGGUAGAGUUGCUCAAGUGAUUAGACAAGCAGACUCCAAGGACAUGCCCGGCAAGCCCCUGGAGAAAGAGUGUGAUUUAUCCUUGCGGUUGGGUCUAUCCUCGGACCUAUGCAUGAGCUUAGAAAAGAGUUUGACCCCUGAAACCGAGGAUGUGGGUUCAAGCUGUUCUGAGGGCGGCAAGUCUACUGCACUGUCUUCACAAAGAAACAAGGAGUAUUGUUUUUUUCCACAGAAGACACUUGAUGAUCCCUAUGAAUCCUGUUCAAGUAUUAGAAAGCGCAAAGCACCAUAUGGUGGCAAUUCAGAGGAUGAUUAAUUUGGCUGGCAGCCGGAGCUCCGAUCUGGCCGCUUUAUCAGUCAUAUAAAAAGGCCAGGUUCGUAGACAACACUUUUGCUGUAGUUUCAUGUUUAUCCAGAUUGAAGAUGCCUCAAUAUGAGUCGAUUUUGAAAUCUCCAUUUUCUAUGUUAUCGGGUUGUAAAAUUUACAUGGUGAUGAGUUGCUAGUUGGUAUGCAGUAGAAAAUGGAAUUGUAAAUAAAAUCAGUUUGAUUCAAAAUUUUAGCUUCCGCUGAGGUAAUA